UAUGAUGCGUCGCUUGAGAAAACCAUUAAUGAGUUUAAAAUAGAUUGGUAUCGUUAUAUGGGUGCAAGCGAAGAUGACAUUGGUGUAUUCGAGUUGAAGGCAACUGAAUGGUAUGUUAAAACUAAUGACGGUUUGGCAGCCUUUUCACAGGCGUAUAUGACAUUAAGUG
This is a messenger RNA of Racocetra persica, 169 nucleotides long. Lineage: Eukaryota; Fungi; Glomeromycota; Glomeromycetes; Diversisporales; Gigasporaceae. The record is from the annotation of a GenBank genome assembly.